Messenger RNA from Diachasmimorpha longicaudata, 3425 nucleotides. Its product is annotated as endonuclease/exonuclease/phosphatase family domain-containing protein 1-like. The transcript is spliced from 6 exons. The coding region runs from base 266 to 1933 and encodes 555 amino acids. Gene Ontology annotation, molecular function: DNA binding. Gene Ontology annotation, cellular component: plasma membrane. NCBI's taxonomy places the organism in Eukaryota, Metazoa, Arthropoda, Insecta, Hymenoptera, Braconidae. Gene Ontology annotation, biological process: DNA repair. The record is from RefSeq and is a predicted model, not a curated record.
AUUACUAGAGAAUAGACGAAAAAAAGGGGGAAGGGGAGGAAGUACGACUACGACGGUGUUUCUUAGUAUUCAUCCCCUCUCGAUAAUGUCCCAGAAAGGAUAAGAUAAAUCCCAAGGAUUUGAUUUUAUCGUGGAAUGGCACGUGGAAGCGAUAGGUCUUGAGGUACUUACGAUAUUGUGGAGAAUAUGAGGAUGGACUCUGGUCGGCUGUUGGGGGGUGGACGCACGAGGGGAUCCAACGACUUCAGGGUCAACAGAUGACUCGAUGAAAUACAGUGACAAAUUACGUGAUUUCAACGACUUCGUUGGAAUAAUCGAGGGAAAGAAUAUGGGACAGUCUCACAGUGCUGAUGGAAGGUACAAGUUGAGGAGACCAAGCUUCAAGCAAAUCACUAUGGGGAAGAGACGACUUAAUAAUUCGAAAAAUUUGUCACACACUUUUUCCUUUCCACAAGAAGCUAUUAAGCCUCAACAAUUGAAUAUCAACACAGCUACCGAGGAAGAGCUUAUGACACUGCCUGGUAUAACCCGAAAUAUAGCAGUAAAUAUUGUCAGCCAUAGAAGAUUAAUAGGUAGAUUCAAUAGAAUUGAGGAUGUUGCUCUAGUAUCCGGUGUUGGUGCCCAAAAAUUGGAGAAUAUUAAAUUAGAAGUUUACGUUACAUCAGUCAAUGGUAGUGGUACGUCCUCGAGGGCCUCAACAACAUGGGAUUCAAUGGGAAAUACUGAGAGCCCUGUUGAUGUUAAUUUGGCGAGUGUUUUUGAUUUGCAAACACUACCUGGUGUCGAUCAGGAAUUGGCAUCGAGAAUUGUUGAGAAACGAACAAAACAUGGCUGCUACCACUCUCUCGACGAAUUAGCUAAAUUACGAGGAAUGGGUAAGCAUCGUUUUGCCAUGCUUAAGCCACAUUUGAAGAUCAACAUGUCGAAUGGUUUAGUGAUGAGAACCCCCAGUAAUGACAGUACAUCACCCACGUGGGAUAUACCUCAGGCAUCGAGUACUCCGAGGCUUAAUAAUAUUGGCAGGAAGACUGACCGGAUAAAUCGAGAUGAAUUGACGGAGCCAAUAGUGCCAGAAAGCGAUGACAACGACAAACACUUCGAGCUCAAUACAGGAAUAUCUGAAAAAGAAAUAUGGGAGUUACUCAGCAUAGCAAGUCCUCGUCCAAGUUUGCGUUUCGACUGCAUCCACAGAUCAUUCGCGAGAAAAACAAUGAGAAUAGCGUCCUGGAACUUGACGUGCUUCACAGCUGAUAAGGCCAGCAAUCCAGGUGUCAUGGAAGUUGUGUGUCGUACUAUUCUUGAAAAUCAAAUAUCUUUGUUGGCACUCCAGGAGGUGAAGAGUGUCGAGGCACUCGAUAUAUUAACCAGUGAACUUAAUACACCGACUCUUAAAAGAGUCAGGGAUUGGCGUGAGAAUAAGAGAAAAUGGCAAUCGGUGCAUCUUGGUGCUGGGCUUGCUGUAUUGUGGGAUGCUAAUUCCAGGAUGAACAUCACUCUCAGGGAACAGCCACCGGCUACCAAAGUAUUUCUUCCUGUUCUUGCCUCUAUGAUAUUCCAUAUCAAUAAAAUAGAUUUGACUAUAAUAAACGUCCAGAUGCAUGGGCCCGACGACAUGAAGAUAAUUGAAAGAUUCUUGGACUCCAAAAAUUCAAUAUUUCUCGGUGAUUUUUCGUGGACAGACGAUGCAACAAACUGCGGUAGUAAUAACGUAAUCCUAGACACCAAUACAGCUGUCAAUUCGGACAAGAAUUUCUACAAAGACAGGAUAAUAUGGCGUGAGGAUUCAACUCAGUUAUUCGACACUGGUCUCCAUCGAGUGGUGAGACAGGGGCUCAUGCACUUGGGGAUACCUCAGGGAUGGAGAUGGGGUGGUCCAGCUUCCGAUCAUUGUCCAGUUUGGUGUGAAAUAUUUACAGAACCCAACGAAAUGUGAUACACUUCCAUUUGUCUAUCCUCACUCCCUUUCAAAACGGAAUUUUAUUUUCACCUUCAAUUUGUAAGGAAAGGAAAGUUAUAUUUAUAAUGGAUUUUUAUUUUUAAUUCCAAUUUUUUUAGAUUUCUCUGGUUUUAUUCGAUGAAAAGUGCAAUAUUCGAAUGACUAUUUCAUGUUGAUUAUGGAUUUUCAUUACAUAUAAUGUAUUUAUACGCCUCGAUGAGGUUAAAAUUGAAUUAUUUCUGUGGUGGCGUGGUCGAACAGGGAUAAAUAUGAUUUUUUUUUGUAUUUAGGCCAAAUUAAUAACUCAUCAGAUAAAUAAUUUGUUGAAUUUGGAACUAAAAUUGAACAUUAAUUUCAGAUGUUAAGAUAUUGUAAAUAACCUUAAAUAAUUAUAUAUUGUGUGAAAUGUAGAUGUGACGAUGUAGACCGUGUGCUCGGGAACAGUCCACGAUAUAAUGACCACAACCCAUGUGCCAACUCCUCUAGACACAGAAUUCCACCACCCAAUUCCAUCUUGCAACAAUUAAGUCAGAAUUCAAGUUAUUGCUAAUUUUCGGAAAAUCUGGACAAUUCAACAGAAAAUUUUCCUGUAUUUUGAGAUAUCGAGAUAUCCAUCAAGGAUUAAACCUCGAGAUUAGUUAACACACCUCAUUCUAGCACGUCACUACAGAUAUCACCUCACGAGAACGAAAAUGAAACAGUAUUCCAGAGUAUUUUUAUGACUUGAAAUGUUUAAAUGCCAACAUUUCAUCAAUUGACACUAGGAAUUAUUUACAAAACAUCCAUCAACAAUUUUAAAUAGUUAAUCGAAGUUUUACAUGAAAAUAUCCUCUAAAAUUGAAUCCAAAAUCUGCAGUGAAAAACAGUGGUUAUAUUUUUUGUCCUCCAAAAUAAGGAAAAAAAAAACGAAUUCCAGAUGAUUAAACAUCCAAUUUUCGAUGAUCCUAUAUUUUUUUUAAAUAAAGGGAUCGGAUACUUUAUAAAGCUGCAGAUGAGCAAAUGUACAUAGUCUUUGCAGUUGCCAACAGAUCAUGUAUCAAUCAAAUUAUGAUUAAUUUUACAACUUUUCAAUCGAAUAACUCGCAGAUCCUGACUUCCUCGAAUUAUGGUACAAGUAUUUCAAUUAUAAUAAUGAUAUUAUUAACAAUCCAAAUGAAUUCCUCCCUCGACUUUGGUAGAUUUAAUGAACCAUUAGAUGAAAUCAAUGUUGCUUACCAAUGGCCUCACCACGUACUCAAUACGAAUAAAUAUAAAAAACAAGAGAGAGACAUUUAACAUGUAGCAGUAUUCUUCUUUUUUCGUCUCAAUGGAUAAAAAAGAAGAAUAAAGACUGACUAUUUCGAUUGUAACGAAUGACAACAAUGCGAUGCUGGUAUGUCGUAUUAAUGAAACUGUAUUAUAAUGUAAAAUACAAAUGAAAUAUUUUCCUAUUUGUCUCUUCUAUUGAACCCCGCAGAUUCAUCGAAUAAAACUCUGAUUUAUUUUUAAA